Molecule: messenger RNA, 1821 nt
Organism: Penicillium macrosclerotiorum
Lineage: Eukaryota; Fungi; Ascomycota; Eurotiomycetes; Eurotiales; Aspergillaceae
Product: CocE/NonD family hydrolase
Exons: 3
Coding region: 1-1821 (606 amino acids)
Molecular function (GO): dipeptidyl-peptidase activity
Source: RefSeq, a predicted model, not a curated record
AUGCCGAAUCAACGUCGUGAUAUUCACACAAUUGACAGGGAGACCUACCCGUACAUUUUUGAAAAAGACGUCACCGUCCCAUUAAAGGAUGGUCAGGUCAUUCGCUGCAAUAUCUAUCGGCCGAAGGAUACCGAGACAGGGUCUCGUUAUCCCGUGUUGGCAACAUACGGACCCUAUGGGAAAGACGUCCCAUAUGAAUCAUUUAAUGCCGAGAAAUAUCACGAGCUCGGUCCAGCCCAUAAAACCGUGCAUUCAUCGUGGGAGACACCUACUCCAGAGUACUGGACAGCCUACGGGUACGUCGUCUUGCGGGCCGAUGAAACUGGCACCGGCCAAUCACCAGGAAAACUGAACCCAUUUUCUGCACAAACAACCGACGCCUUCUGCCAAGUAAUUGAAUGGGCAUCCGAGCAAAGUUGGUCGAGUGGAAAAGUUGGCCUCCUUGGAAUCAGCUACUAUGCAGGGACCCAGUGGCCAGUUGCUGCGCGCAACCCAAAAGGGUUGGCUGCUGCCAUUCCUUGGGAAGGCUACUCCGACAUCUACCGCGACGCAUACCGGCAUGGUGGAAUCUUGGCGAAUCGCUUUCUUCAUCUCUGGUGGGCUUUUCAGGUCGCAUCGAACCAGUAUGGAUUGCCGGGCAAGGCUGCGCGGAACUGGGGACCGGACACCAUCGAAGGUGAUCUAUCAGAAGAGGAGCUGAAAGAGAACCAGGUAUAUCUUCCAGACGUUGCAUCCCAGGCCCGCUAUAACGACGAUGCGGCGUUCAAGGAAAUCGCAUACAACCUGCAGGAUAUCAAAGUUCCUAUUCUGAGCGUGGCCAAUUGGGGUGGUAUCCUACUCCACCUUCGUGGGAAUGUCGAAGGGUUUACUUGGGCUGGGUCUGAGUAUAAGUAUCUUCGUUUUAUCACCGGUCGCCAUGAUCUGCCGUUCUACUUGGAUGAGGAGGUUGAGAUCCAACGAAGCUUCUUGGAUGCCUUUCUGAAAGGCGAUGACCGAGAUGGGUGGACCAGGAAGGGCACCAUCCCUCCCGUGAAUCUUGUGUUGCGAAAGGGAGACAUUGGAUACAACAAUACUCUUGCCGAAAAGACAUUCCCCAGAAGAUUUGAAGCAGAAUGGCCCCCGGCAAGGACUGAGUAUACCAAACUCUACCUCCAUCACGGGGGCGAGAUGCUAUUCACGGAGCCGCAAUCCAUUACUGGCAAGCGAAGUUAUGAGGCGCUGGGCACAGGUCAGCCUUCAGACAUCGUCACCUUCACCACAGCACCUUUUGAGAGAGAGACCGAAAUUACAGGCCAUAUUGUUGCACGCCUCAAUGUUUCCGUCAGCCAGAAGGCUGAAGCGCCAGACCCAUCGGAUUUGGACCUGUUCCUCACGUUGCGGCAUAUCUCUACCAACGGCUCAGAAAUCCUGUAUACAGGGACUACUGGUGAAGGCGCCCCUGUGACUAAAGGGUGGCUUCGAGUCAGUAUGAGAAAGAUCCACCCAGAGCAUCCUCGGCAUCGUGCCUGGCUCCCAUAUAGAGAAUAUGCUGCAGAGGACGUUCUUCCAGUUACGCCUGACGAGGUCUACACAGUUGACGUUGAACUCUGGCCAACAAACGUCGUGGUGGAUGUUGGUAACCGCCUUGCUUUGGAUAUCAGCUCGGGGGAUACUGCGGGCUCUGGUAUUUUCGGUCAUAAUGACCCUAUUGACAGGGCUGAGAGCAUCUUCAAGGCUUUCAAUAAUAUUCACUUCGGUCCAGGGCGGGUGAACUACAUCACCAUUCCCAUAAUUCCAUCUCCCACCACCUGUAAUCGGCUAUCAUCAGCGUGGCAAAGCUAG